AUGAUGCGACGCCCCUCCUCCUCCUCCUCCUCCUCCUCCUCCUCCUUCUCCUCCUUCUCCUCCUACAACUACCCAAUGCAUUCACAGAACUCUGGGGGUAGAAAGAGAGAGUGGGAUAGUUGUUGUGUAAGCCUCUCCACUGUAGUUAAACUCAUUCACAUGUCACCGCUGGACCCUCUGGAUAGUGGUAGUUCUGAUAUAGGCGCUGGCUAA
Molecule: messenger RNA, 213 nt
Organism: Spirometra erinaceieuropaei
Lineage: Eukaryota; Metazoa; Platyhelminthes; Cestoda; Diphyllobothriidea; Diphyllobothriidae
Source: the annotation of a GenBank genome assembly